AUGAAAUUAGUGAGGUUUUUGAUGAAGCUUAGCCAUGAAACGGUAACAAUGGAGCUCAAAAACGGUACUCAGGUACAUGGCACUAUAACAGGAGUAGACGUAGCUAUGAACACCCAUUUAAAGGCAGUUAAAGUCACUGUUAAAAACCGCAAUCCAGUGACUUUGGAUACCCUCACAGUCAGGGGUAACAAUAUUAGAUAUUACAUUCUACCUGAUAGUUUACCCCUUGAGACGUUAUUGAUUGACGACACACCAAAAGCCAAAGCCAAAAAGAAGGAGUCUGGUCGUGGAGCAGCCAGAGGUAGAGGUAGAGGAAGAGGUAGAGGUGGUCCCAGAGGACGUGGCAGAGGAAGAGGAAGGAGAUAA
Messenger RNA from Phaedon cochleariae (mustard beetle), 366 nucleotides. The record is from the annotation of a GenBank genome assembly. Lineage: Eukaryota; Metazoa; Arthropoda; Insecta; Coleoptera; Chrysomelidae.